Molecule: messenger RNA, 4190 nt
Organism: Porites evermanni
Lineage: Eukaryota; Metazoa; Cnidaria; Anthozoa; Scleractinia; Poritidae
Source: the annotation of a GenBank genome assembly
UUUAUUAGAUGAAAUUUUUGAUAUGGUAGUUAAACGAUGCCCUAACUGCGAUCAAACGGUAAGCAACAAGUGAUAAUUAUUGUAAUGUAAAGGAGAAACUUAGGAAUUAAGCUUAUUGAAGCUUUAAAAUAUGCGCGGCCAGUAAUAAAUUUAAGUUUAAUAGAUUGAAGUUUAUCGAUUUGUGAUUUGUCUAGUUUUCGAUUUCGAUAGUUGCCUUCUCAAUGUAUUAAGUUGAUCCCUUUUUUCAAAUAUUAUAGUUUCUUUAAAUAGUAUUCAGUACAUAAAAAAGAGCUUUAGUUGCAAAAUCUUCAGUUUAAGCUCGUAUUUCAUGAUAUUUAAUCACCUCUGUGUCAAUAAUUCAACCACGAUUUCUUUCUCAUGAGGAAAGACUAACAUAUAGGCAUGUGAAUAUCACUCAAUAAUACUUGCGUUGACUUUUUCAUAUAGAUCAUUAAACGCUUCGUAAAAUCACCAUAUAAAAUUAUGCACCAGUUAUUUGAAACCCUCGGAUCCCCCACCCCCCCCUCGGGGAUGAGCGGGGUAAAGCGGGGCCUUUUACUUCAUACUCACUCCAUUUUUGUUCCCCGUCAAGUGGGGGAUAUGCUAGAAAUCACGGUCCUCAGUUCCCUGACCAGGGAAUAAGCGGGGCAGUCGCUCUGUCAUCAGCAGUUUUCAUUUUCGUGGCACAUGGUAACAUAACUUUUAAAACAACCAUUUCUCUUCAAAAGAUAUCAAUUAAGAUUUCAUAUAUCACAGGACAUAGUAGCUGUUACUUUUGGAUAAAUAGUAUUUUGCUUAGAGUAUGACGAUAAUAGCGAAUCCUUACCUAAAAUAAUGUAUGAGAAUAAUUUAUUGGCCGAAAUUGCUUUAGCACUUACUUUAUUUGAGACCAGAAUCGCCUUCUUGUACCAAGGUACGAGCCAAGAUACACAAAAGAUUCUCUCUCAUAUAUAUAGAGGUGCAUUGUCAUGAAAACUUUGUUAACUGCAACGACAAGGAAGCAUCUUUGACCCAGAAUUUUAAUGUGUGUAUGUAUGUAUAAUUGUCAGUACUCCGCAUCAUUGUAGUUGUCUGUUGUGUUUCAUCUGGGGCUAUUUAUACGGGGAAAAAUAAGACACAUCUUAGAUAAGACUUAAACUACACCAUUUCAGAGCAUAUAAAGUGUGUCUUAUAAAUUAGCUGAGUUGUGUCUUAUUAAAGAUGCAAACUGAUUUUUUGUGCCAUUUAUAUGAGGUCCGCGUCUUAUUUUUCUUGUAUUAGUGGCCUUAUGGUUUAUAAAAACUUCGGAAGACUGUGAAGCAUCAGUUUUAAUUUUACAGCUAUAAAUAUAUUUUUCAUCCCUUUUUAUGCUUCGCGAUAACAAGAAAGGGUUGACAGUUGCGGGUCAUAUUAGUGCAGGGAAGUUCACCAUUCACUUUGGCCCCAGGGAAAGGAGAACUCAAUUGCUUUCACUUGCUACAAAAGUGAAUGCCCUGGUCAUCCCCGAGAUUGUGGUGGGGGUUCCGCGGGUUUCAAAUGACUGUUUCAUUACCGCAUAAAAUUGGGUGCAAUGUGAUAUAAUCUUUAACUGAGUUUAUUACUCCACUUUUUAAUUUUUAACAAAUGUUUUCCUAGGAACAUAUUUAUGCAUGAAUGAAGCUUUAACAUUUUUAAGUUUUAGGUAUCUGUUUAAUAGUAUGUUCUACCUGCAUUGCUUAAAUGUGAUCAUAAGAGCAAUAAAUUAUUGUUAUUAUUAUAAUGAGCCAAGGACUAGUUAUUAUAGUAAUAAAAAAAAUAUUAUAAAAUUAUAGUUUUGUAAUUAAAUUAUCUGUUAAUCAGCUGACGCCCUAUGUAAUAUGGCUGACACUAGUGACUUCGAGUCUGAAACUAUUUUACCCAUAGUUAUUAUUGGCUGAUCCCAUAAUUUCGUGAACAUACUUUAAAAAAUUGUCAUAGAGGUUCUUAGGAGAAUCAGUGGCAGAUAGUGGGAUAAACAAGUAGGAAAGGUCAAAAUUGCCAUGUGAAGGGUUGAGGAAAAUGUGGGCACUUUCUGUUCACUGCAUUGUAUCACCAUGAUACCAACAUUAUUGUACCAGCAUUGUACCAAUGAACCAGUAUGUAUUGUAACCUGAUAGUACUGGCCUUAGUACAGUGGACCUUGUUGAAGGACUGGCUGGCUAUAACAUGAAAAUAAGUAGAUAAAAAUGUAUAAUAACUGCUGUCUUUAGAAAUGAAGUUGCAUGCUGCAUUUCUUUAUGUUUCAGCUCCCUGUUGCAUGCAAGUCUUGUCCAUGUGGCCAUGUUUUUAUCAGCCGAAAGUUGCAUCAAGUGCAAGUUAAAAAAGAGCAAGGUAAUAGGUCAGAAAUUGUAAUAUAGCUGUACCGAAAAUGCCCCCAGCAUUUUACAGAUCUAAAGAUGAUGGUAACAUUGAAACAAUGCAUAAAACGUUUUUGCUAAUUAUGUUCUCUAAUGUGCAAUGAGACUCAAUUUAAUGUUUCUUUUUUCAGGGGAAGGUUUGAAUGGUUCUGAACGAGAUAAAAGACUUCGUCCUGAGAGGCCAAAAAAGGAAAAUCCAGAUUUUGACUAUGAAUUUUCGCUUGUCCCAGAAGACCUUGUGGAGCGUAUAAAAACAGAGCAGAUGCCUUGUCCAUUGCCUCAGCAAAGUGUUGUCAACUUGGAGAAUGUACAGGAAAAACAAAUAAAUCUUCCCCAGGUAGCUGUGAAAGAAGUGUCUACUGCUAACAUUAUUUAAUUUUUGAUGGUGGUCAGGAAUUCAAGUGAAAUUCAAAGGAAAGUUGUCCGUUUAGUGGGCAGUGAUUCAUGAUAGAAUACCCAUCAAAUCUUGGGUGCAGUAACUAAAGGUCCUUGCUAUUAGAAACUCUGGUUAAGCAGCAUUCCAUUUAUUUUAUUUAUUUGUUUAUUUAUUUAUUUACAUGCUUAGUCACAGACAAAAGGAGUGGACACUCACAGAGCAAGCUCCACUGCUAAGUCCAGAAAAAAAAAAAAUUGCAAAUAAUACUAAAAGUAGCAAAUUAUAAUGACAACACACAGGUAAAAACAAUAGAGAGACAGAAAAUAGCAAACAGAAUAGAAACAAACAUGAAUAGAAGAAUCAACACUUUAAUUUGAUCAAGCAGUGUGGUUAAUGGUAGACUUAGGUGUGGUACAUUUAUACACACUCUGACAUUGUAUGGGUUUGGGGAUUGUCGACACAAGUAACAGUCUUAUUGAUCCUCAUAUAGUUACAGUAAAUGUUUGGAGAUGGGAUGGUCUUGCAUCGAUAAAAGAAUAUCAUUAAAUGCAUCUAGACAAGCCUUAACUAACGUAAUAAAUCUAAAAGUUAAUGUCACAUGAGAGAGUCUUGAAUCUUGUAAUGUUAAUUUUUUUGUAGCUUCCUCCCACUCUAGAUGGUGUGGUUCUGCCUAAAAAGCGUGGACGUCCCAAAGGAUCGAAAAACAAGGUGAAAACUGAAGUCAGUAGAGAUGUUGUCCCAACUCAAACUCAGGUACAUUGAUGUCAUAUAUUUUAUGGACUAUCCAAAGUCUUUUUCUAGAAAUUGAAUUAGUAAGCCCCAUCAGCACAUUUCAUAGCCACUAGAUUACAAUUGGCACAGUGGGCUAGAGCGUGGACUUCUGUGCGGAAAGUUCUGAUUUCGAUUAAAAUGGGUAAAAUGAGUUCAACGCUGGCCUCAGGUUGCCUAGUCCCUAGGCCUCAUCUGCGCGGCUGAAGUGUUUCGGGUCAUGUGGUCCAAGCAUAGUGAAUUGACCAACAGGGACUGGGAAAACGCCGUACAGGGACUAGGCUAGGCCUCAGGUUCGUCAGGCCAGUGAGUAUACCCUCAUGAGUUACUGAUGUAAAACAAGGACCUUUACCCUUUUUCCACAGCCUGUUCCACUGGUUGAAGAUGGAGUUCCAGUCAAACGCAAACGCGGUCGACCAAAAGGCUCCAAGAAUAAACCCAAGCCCCAGUCCCUUCUCUCACCAAACAAAUCCGUUCAAAAUAAUGAAGAGGGAGAUGACCAAACAUCAAGUGGCUCAGACAACAGAGAACCUGUGGAUGUCAUGCCCUAUAUCUCACGUGAAAAAGCAGAGAUGUACUCACUUAUAUUGAUGGACAUCAAUCAAAAGAUGAUAUCACAGUCGUGCAUGAAGUUUGUGUGAAAUGGUUGCUGUACAUAGUUAGUAUAAUUAUUUCUUGUAGUUCAAUUUUAU